UGCGGCCGCCUGGUCUUUCUCCCCGAUGACUGCAGUAAAGAUUUGCUCGCUCAGGUUAUAUUUGCUUACUUUCCCCCCAACAAUAUGGAUCAUCAUAUUAUAUCUCGUACUGGUAGCGAGCAUGCGAGCGCUAAAGCAGAAGAGCUGAAGUGUUGCGCGAAAUGUCGCCUUCUUUAUCUACUAUCUUAGUUCCUGACCUUGAACCUUCUUAUACUCUCGGCUCCAUCCUUCAACGCCACUUUUCUUCUUCGGUGCAAGUCAAAGGAGUCUAUCCGCUCAAGGGCCAUCUACAUUCAAUAAGUCGUCUCGUGCUAUCGAAUGGGGUCCAACUGCUUCUGAAGUGUUCUCCAGGGUCGACAACACCUCUCUUACGACGAGAACAGCUUCUACUUGAGACUGAAGCCCGUGCUCACUCCAUCCUGGUUCAACAAGACACUCCAUAUAUCCCAUCUUUUCUGCAUUAUGGUCUCCAUGGGGGACCGUUGGGCUCUGCCUUCUUAGUAAGACACUAUAUCAACGGGGCGACACUGCAGGAGCUGGAAGCCGCGCUUACCAUGCAAGAGCGGGAUGAUCUCAACCGGGCCUUGGGGUCAUUAGCUCGUGAGAUCGGACAGAAUUUCUCCAGCUCCUUUGGCUCACUAGACCAGGUAGCCUGUGGAUCAGGGAAGCAGUCCUGGCGAGAAGCGUUCGUGACACUUCUAGAAGGCAUUCUUCGGGACUCUGAAGAUGCCUUUGUUCAUCUUCCAUAUGCGGAGAUUCGAAACCAAGUUCGUCGGCUGUCCCCUGCACUCGAGGAAAUCACGUCACCGCAACUAGUGAUUGUUGGACUAGGCCGACCGUCGCAGGUGGUGCUGAAUCCGGGGUCGAAGAAGCUUGCAGGACUUCUAGGGCUCGAGAAUACUCUCUGGGGCGAUGUGCAUAUGGCGGAGAUCUUUGAGGCGCCGUCUCCCGCUGUGUGGGAGGGCUUUGGUACUCGACUGAAGGCAAAUAAGGCCCAGGUGGCCCGUCAAUUACUGUAUGCCUGCUAUCGUGCUGUGCACCAGGUUACGAUACACUACUACCGCUAUCAGGGAAUGGCCGCCGAGAUCGAUGCUAGGAGACGGCUAACGUCGAUAUUAGCUGAAAUGGCCUCGGUAGACGGAAUUUGCACGUUAUGUUAACUUGCGAUAUUCAGGGACAUUGAUGUAUCCUGGAAGAUUAUAUAGAUGGAUCUGAGACACACAUUAGUUGGCUCGAUCGGCCGGGCCGAUCUGCAGCCAGACUUUUGGGAGUCUCAAGAAUGGGAAAGGUCCCUAGUGCUACAUAGCAGUGUUCGAUUAUAUGCCUACACGAUGAUUACGACUUUGAUCGGUUGCGGAGAAAUCAUAUGAAAAUCAAAGCCAAUAGUCCAAUGCAAGAUUCGGUCAUAUCGGCAUGGAAGCUGUCUUGGCGAUGAUUUGUUGCUGCCUACGAAGUUUGGCGAAGUCCUCGUUUGGAAGUUGAUUUCCACCCAGAUGAGAGAUUUGGUUCCUGAAAAAAUACGAACUCAUUCUGUGCUGGAACCAAUACGAAGAGCCCUGUUG
Molecule: messenger RNA, 1562 nt
Organism: Aspergillus eucalypticola CBS 122712
Lineage: Eukaryota; Fungi; Ascomycota; Eurotiomycetes; Eurotiales; Aspergillaceae
Exons: 2
Coding region: 162-1160 (332 amino acids)
Source: RefSeq, a predicted model, not a curated record